AUGAUAAAGGUAGCAUGGUACUACAAUGAUAACGUCCAAAGUGUCGUGAAGCAGAAGAAAGAAGCUACAAGCGUUGGCAGAAGGUGUGGGGCCCGGAAAGCCUGGUCACGUGCAAAAGUUGCAAAAAGCCGGCCAAGCUACUGCUGCGAAGGUGAAGUGUACGGAAAGCUGAACGCCUCGCAGGAUGAAGCUCGAUGGUCGAAAAGGAGACAAAUUUGUGAAGGCUGUAAAGAACUGUGGGAACUGUUCUCAAGUGAGGCGACGGUAGGCCCCAUCGCACUCCUUACAGGGAAUGAUGUCUUCCAGGUAAUAGGGGAGAUGAAGUUUGGAAAAGCGAAUGGUCCGAUUGUCGUACCGACAUGGAAGACGCUAAACGGGCAAACGAUUAAUUGGCUCACCAGAAUCCGGACCACUGACCACUGA
Haemonchus placei is the source of this 423-nucleotide messenger RNA. NCBI's taxonomy places the organism in Eukaryota, Metazoa, Nematoda, Chromadorea, Rhabditida, Trichostrongylidae. The record is from the annotation of a GenBank genome assembly.